AGCCUCCCCUCCCCGGACAAGCACACCCAACAUCCAGAGGCCUCCCAGGGCUCCUUCCCUCUGGACAAACCAGUUGAGCUGCCCCCCACUUUCCCCCAGGACAGGAAAGGGGACUCCUGUGGCUGGAAUGCCCAGGGCCAAGAUGUAAGCCCACAGUCACCCUGCUUACAGAGCCAGCCACCCCUGCGGCCACGCCAUGACACCGGAGCCACUCGGGAGCCGCUGAGAGUCCCCGGCAGUAACCUGGGACCCGCCUGGAGCAGCGAGAGCAGCGAGAGCAGCGUGCAACGCGGCAGCCUGGAGAAGAGUGGCCGCCUCAGCCAGCUGAGCAACGGGUACGCGGGGGACGAGGAGAGCAGCGAGGUCAGCCUGGUGGGCGGCAACCGAAACGCGCCGUUGAAUAGAAGACUCGGAACCCCAGCGGUCAGCACCCAGACCAGCCAGCUGUGCGCCGCCUACCGCCCCGACCAGCUGAAGAGCCAGGCGGCCAGCCCAGCCCACGGCGCCCGGCAGCCUGGAGGGGAAACGUGAGCCCAGCCUGCCCGGCAGCGCCCCCGACAGCAGGGCCAGCAGCCUGACCAGCCUCAGCUUCGUCAGCCCGGGCAGCAGCUUCCUGACCUACCAGGUGAGCAGCGGGCUCACCCUGGGCGGCUCCCUGAGCAGCCUGCCCCCCAGCCACGCCGGCAGCUGCCAGAGCGUCCGCGUGGACAGCGCCGCGCAGAGCGGGCCGCAGAGCAGCACGGGCCCUCAGGAGGACAAGGCCGGGGACAGCGGCGGGG
Molecule: messenger RNA, 779 nt
Organism: Eptesicus fuscus (big brown bat)
Lineage: Eukaryota; Metazoa; Chordata; Mammalia; Chiroptera; Vespertilionidae
Gene: C4H16orf82
Product: chromosome 4 C16orf82 homolog
Exons: 1
Source: RefSeq, a predicted model, not a curated record